Pelobates fuscus (common spadefoot toad) is the source of this 2316-nucleotide messenger RNA. It is a transcript of the gene MATN4, whose product is annotated as matrilin 4. Bases 113 to 2101 code for a protein of 662 amino acids. Lineage: Eukaryota; Metazoa; Chordata; Amphibia; Anura; Pelobatidae. The record is from RefSeq and is a predicted model, not a curated record. Gene Ontology annotation, molecular function: calcium ion binding. The transcript has 12 exons.
ACAUCCCAGAAUUAAAGACCUGCACAGCACAAUCCACUCUUCAAACCAAGGAUAGAAAAGAGAAGGGGGACAUACCUUUACAUAAUUUGUCACUACAUCUCCAAUCAGCAAAAUGAAGCUGCUUUACCUCUCAACGCUCCUGUUAGUCUUUUUGGCUAAACUGGAAGCAAGACCUCAGGUUACAGAGAAAAAAUGUAAAACUGGUCCAAUGGAUCUUGUCUUCAUAAUCGAUAGCUCGAGAAGUGUUCGACCUUUUGAGUUUGAAAGCGUGAGAAAGUUUAUGAUUGAUAUCAUUAAUUCACUUGACAUUGGCCCUACAUUGACAAGGGUGGGAGUAGUACAAUACUCCAGUCAAGUACAAAAUGUUUUCUCCCUCAAGACCUUUUCUAAAAAGUCUGACAUAGAAAAAGCAAUAAAUGAAUUCAUUCCUCUGGCACAAGGAACAAUGACCGGCUUGGCAAUCCAGUACGCCACAAAUGUUGCCUUUACCGUUGAAGAAGGAGCUAGGCCAUUGUCACAAAGAAUUCCAAGAGUUGCAAUUAUUGUGACUGAUGGUAGACCUCAGGAUCGUGUUACAGACGUGGCAGCUCAGGCUCGUGAUGCUGGUAUAGAAAUCUAUGCAGUUGGUGUCCAAAGGGCAGAUGUAACUUCACUAAGAGCCAUGGCUUCCCCACCACUUGAUGAUCAUGUUUUCCAUGUUGAAUCAUUUGAUCUCAUUCAGCAUUUUGCAAUUCAGUUUCAGGAUAAACUAUGUGAUGUUGACAUGUGCACUGAAAUGGACCAUGGAUGCCAGCAUACCUGUGUUAGCGUUCCCAGUUCAUAUUACUGUGAAUGUAACCCAGAGUACAAACUGAAUGCAGAUGGGAAAACAUGCUCUGUGAUCAAUAUGUGCCUCCAAGGAAAUCAUGGAUGUGAACAACUUUGCGUGAGCUCCCCUGGUUCUUAUUCAUGUGCCUGUAGUAGUGGCUAUCAACUAAACAAUGAUAAAAAGACUUGCUCAAUAAUAGAUCUGUGUGCCAAGGGAAAUCAUGGAUGUGAACAACUCUGCAUUAGCUCCCUUGGAUCUUACUCUUGUGCCUGUCAUACUGGCUACCAACUAAACAAUGAUAAAAAGACUUGCACAAUGAUUAACUACUGCUCGUAUGGGAAUCACAGCUGCCAACAUGAAUGUGUGAGCAUUCUGAAUGGCUACUACUGUCGCUGCAAUGAAGGAUAUACUCUCCAGAGUGAUGGAAAGACUUGUUUGGCCAAUGACAUGUGCAAUGUUUUGGAUCAUGGUUGUCAGUUUAAAUGUGUCAGUACUCCUGGUUCAUACCACUGUAUUUGUCCAGAGGGACAAGAUCUGCAAGCUGAUGGAAAAACAUGCAACAAAUGUUCUACUGGUAACAUUGACUUAGUGUUUGUUAUUGAUGGUUCAAAGAGCGUCCGACCACACAACUUUGAACUUGUAAAGCAGUUUGUAAUUAAGAUAGUGGAGAAUCUGGAUAUUUCUGCCCAUGGCACACAUGUUGGGUUGGUUCAGUACUCGAGUCGGGUGCGCACAGAGUUCCCGCUUAGCCAAUUUAAAACUGCAAAUGAUAUCAAGAACGCUGUGAAGAAUAUACAGUAUAUGGAGAAAGGCACAAUGACCGGUUUGGCACUCAAGCAUAUGGUGGAACAAAGCUUCUCUGAAGAGGAAGGAGCCCGGCAUCCUUCCAAGAAUAUACCAAGAAUUGGUUUGGUGUUUACUGAUGGCCGAUCUCAAGAUGAUAUUUCUGAAUGGGCUAAGAAAGCUAAGGAAGCAGGUAUUACUAUGUAUGCAGUGGGUGUUGGUAAGGCUGUUGAGGAUGAAUUAAAUGAAAUUGCAUCAGAACCAGUUAGCAAGCAUUCCUUCUACACAGCAGAUUUUGGUACAAUCAAUCUAAUUGCUGAGGAUUUCAAGUUGAACAUUUGUCCAGAGGAAAUAAAAGGAGAGACGGAGUUUAAGAACCCAUGUGACUGUGAGCACCUGGUCAGUUUUCAGUCAAGCACUCUAACAACGCUCGGAAACCUUUCUGAAAAACUGGCUCAGCUAACCGCAAGACUUGAACAACUUGAAAACCAGCUGCUCAGCAAGAAGUGAGGAACUUCAAUGGAGAACUUUCAAAAAUAUGCUACAAUACAAAAAGGUUAACGUGCCAUGACAAGUGGUAUCCUUUGUAACCCAUUUUAAGGAGGCAUAGACAUGCCAAGCGGAGCUGUAAAACUAUCCAUAUUAUAAAUAAAUGUGAAUAGAUUGUUUAUUAUAAUUAUUAUUGUUAUUUCUGUAACUGUUCUUCAUUAAACAUUUUAUCUAGA